This is a messenger RNA of Bipolaris oryzae ATCC 44560, 1473 nucleotides long. RefSeq lists its product as uncharacterized. Lineage: Eukaryota; Fungi; Ascomycota; Dothideomycetes; Pleosporales; Pleosporaceae. The record is from RefSeq and is a predicted model, not a curated record. The coding region runs from base 1 to 1473 and encodes 490 amino acids. Gene Ontology annotation, molecular function: iron ion binding; monooxygenase activity; heme binding. The transcript is spliced from 4 exons.
AUGAAUAUACUUACAUUGGUUUUUGUCACUGACUAUUUCAAAUGCGCUUUUCGUGCAUUAUAUCGUGUCGUCUUCAAUGUUUUCUUGCACCCUCUGUCCAUUUUUCCUGGUCCAAAGCACCUGGCGGCAUGUGGUUUCUUUCAUUCGUAUAACAAUCAGUUGAAAGUCGAAUGGUACAAGUACAUGCUGAAGGUUCACGACAAGUAUGGACCCAUCGUGCGCGUUGGUCCAGACCAUCUUGCGGUUGAUGGCAGUAUUGGUUGGUCCGAGGUUUUUGGCCACAAAAGAGCUGACCGCCAGGAAUUUGGACGGUAUCCCGGGUUUUACAGCCCUGGGAAAGACGACCCUAUCUAUUUGUUCUCAGCAGACCGAACAGGCCACCGAAGGCAGCGACGAUUAUUGUCGCACGCCUUCUCCGAUGCGUCCAUGUACGAACAAGAGGCCCUGAUCACAACCCAUAUCAACCUCCUCAUCUUCCGGUUGCACACCUUUGCCGAGCGGAAUGAGCCUCUCGACGCUGUCCAGUGGUACAGUUUUGCCACCUUUGACAUCAUCGGCGACCUAGCCUUUGGAGAGUCAUUCGGCUGCCUUGAAAACAACGAUUUGCACCCAUGGGUGGCCAACAUGUUCAAUACGGUCAAAGCAGCUCUCAUGAUACAGUUUCUAAAUCAAUAUCCUCUGUUGCGACCUUUCGGAAGAGUGUUGGGGAAGAAACUGUUGGCUCAGCGAAAGGAGCAUUCCGAGUUCGCAGCUGGAAGGGCCAAGCAAAGGCUGUCCCUAGAUCCAGCAACGAAUAGCCGCAAAGACUUUGUGACGUAUAUAUUGCGCCACAACGACGAGAAGGGAAUGAGCGAGGGUGAGAUCAUGGGCAACCUCAACAAGAUUAUCGUUGCUGGGAGUGAGACUACAGCAACCACGCUAUCGGCAUUGACGCUCACAGAGGAGAUAAGGCAGACAUUCUCCUCGGAGGAUCAAAUCACGAUGAGUUCGACCGCUCCCCUUUCUUACCUACAUGCGUGUCUCCAGGAAGGAUUGAGAAUUUACCCUCCUACUGCAGAAACCCCGCCGCGCGUGUCUCCUGGUGAUUUCAUUGCAGGAAAAUAUGUUCCUCAAGGAACCCGAAUAUCGAUAUACCAAUGGGCCUCAUACCAUUCCGCGCGUAAUUUCGUGAAGCCGUCGGAAUUCAAACCGGAACGCUGGCUACCACCAACGCAUCCUUAUCACGAUCCCGUUUUCAAUCACGACAACAAGGAUGCGUUCAAUGCCUUCUCAUACGGUCCACGUAAUUGCAUUGGGAAGAAUCUUGCUUACGCCGAGCUUAGGCUCAUUAUGACCCGUGUCCUCUGGAACUUUGAUAUUUCCUUAGUGGAUGGAUAUGAAAGUUGGACUGAGCACCACAAGGUCUUUAGCAUCUGGCAAAAGACCCCAUUAAUGGUUCGGCUCAGCCGUGUGGCAAGGUCGGAGAGUACGUAG